AUGGGCCAAGUAACGGGCCAACAGACCAUUGGGUCUAUAACCCAGGCAAAGAGGUCCGGAUGGUCCCAAAAUGUUGCCAAAAAUCCAUUCAUAUUUGGUGUUGCACUGUUCUCAACCCUCGGCGGAUUUCUCUUUGGUUAUGAUCAAGGUGUCGUUUCGGGGGUUCUCACCAUGGAGUCCUUUGGGGCAAAGUUCCCUCGUGUCUUUAGUGACUGCGGAUUUAAGGGAUGGUUCGUUUCGACCUUACUACUUGCUGCUUGGUUCGGAUCACUGGUGAAUGGCCCACUUGCGGACAAGAUUGGCAGGAAGAUGUGUGUGAUGACAGCUGUUGUCGUUUUCGUCAUUGGAUCUGCCAUUCAAGCCGGAGCCGUCAAUAUUCCAAUGUUGUUUGCUGGUCGUGCCGUUGCUGGUUUUGCCGUUGGUCAGCUAACAAUGGUAGUUCCUCUCUACAUAUCUGAGGUGUCCCUGCCAGAUAUACGAGGAGGACUAGUUGUGCUGCAACAAUUAUCCAUAACUAUCGGCAUCCUAAUCAGCUACUGGCUUGACUAUGGAACGAAUUAUAUCGGAGGUACUCGAUGUGCCCCUGAGAUUGCAUAUACUGGUGGAACUGCUCAGCAUCCUGCUUUCAACCCGUAUAAAGAUGUUGGACCGAAUGGUUGUGAUGGACAAUCAGAUGCCGCUUGGAGGAUCCCCCUAGCCUUCCAGAUUGUCCCGGCUGUCAUUUUGGGAGUAGGAAUGAGUUUCUUCCCAGACUCCCCGAGAUGGCUGUUUAUGAUGGAUCGUGAAGAAGACGGCCGAAAGUCACUAGCGAAACUACGACAGCAGCCUGAAGACCAUCCUUCGAUUGAGGCAGAAUUCCUGGAGAUCAAGGCGUCUGUUAUCCUCGAGAACACAUAUGCCAAAGAGAAAUUUGCGAAUCUGUCUGGGUUCAAACUCCAUGUUGCGCAGUAUUACUCUCUGAUAAGUACCUGGUCCAGGUUUAGACGACUUGCAAUCGGAUGUUCCGUCAUGUUCUUCCAGCAAUUUAUGGGCUGCAAUGCAAUGAUUUACUACGCUCCAACCGUUUUCAAACAACUAGGCCUGGAUGGAAACACUGCCUCCCUCCUGGCUACAGGGGUAUACGGAAUAAUCAACUGCAUUAGCACCCUCCCCGCGCUAUUCUGGAUAGACAGGCUAGGUCGACGAGUGCUCUUAAUGUGUGGUGCAGGCGGAACAUUCAUUGCACUGGUUGUUGUUGGCGCUAUAAUUGGCGCAUAUGGCGCUCACCUCAAGGACCACGCCGCUGCUGGAUGGGUGGGAGUUGUCUUCAUCUAUAUUUACGAUGUCAACUUUUCGUAUUCAUUCGCUCCGGUUGGAUGGGUACUUCCAUCGGAAAUUUUCCACCUUUCUAUCCGAUCAAAGGCCAUCUCAAUCACCACCUCGACAACAUGGAUGUGCAACUUUAUCAUCGGUUUGGUAACGCCAGAUAUGCUUGAAAAGAUUGGCUGGGGAACAUAUAUAUUCUUCGCAGCUUUCUGUCUUAUCGCAUUCAUCUUCACAUACUUUUUUGUUCCGGAAACGAGAGGAAAGACACUUGAGCAGAUGGACAUUGUCUUCGGCGACACCGAAGCGCACGAGGAACAGAGACGUAUCAUGCAGAUCGAAGCAAAUCUUCGGGGGACUGAUAUCAAUGAUCCAGACGUUCUCAAGGAAAAGGAGGUGCAGGAAGACUCCGUCUAG
Arthroderma uncinatum is the source of this 1719-nucleotide messenger RNA. RefSeq lists its product as uncharacterized. The coding region runs from base 1 to 1719 and encodes 572 amino acids. Lineage: Eukaryota; Fungi; Ascomycota; Eurotiomycetes; Onygenales; Arthrodermataceae. Gene Ontology annotation, cellular component: membrane. Gene Ontology annotation, molecular function: carbohydrate:proton symporter activity. Gene Ontology annotation, biological process: carbohydrate transport; transmembrane transport. The record is from RefSeq and is a predicted model, not a curated record. The transcript has 12 exons.